UGGCAUUGUGCAAGGGGCCUUACUGCUCUCGGUCAGAGUCUUUUGUUCGCCUCCGUGGUGGUUGGACGUGGUUCUUGUGACUACGCAUCUUUUUUUGAUCGUGGGGACUGCGUACGCGCUGUUCCUGGUUUUCUUUUUACAUCAUACUACUGGGAAAUGGCGUAUGGACAUUGAUGUAUGCAGUCCAUAUAACGAAUAACUAGUCUCGAUCAUAUCUAACGAGAUGUAUAACCUUCUACUCUAUCUAAUCUUUCUGAGGUGAUCACAUGUAGGAAGAUGAAAACAUUUCAAACGAAGAGAAUGUAUAUCAAGUUUUGGAAGGAAAGACGACCAAAUUUUUACUGCUUCUAUUUAAACUUUUUUAAUCUUUUAUUUAAUACUCAUUAAUUAGGUAUUCUGCACAAUGGAUAUGCAGGAUUUUUGUCACAAGUUGCCCAAAGUGGAAUUACAUGCUCAUUUGAACGGAUCAUUAAGUUUGGACACUCUACAAAAAUUAUACAAAAUGCAACAGUCAGACGACCAGAUCUCUACAUGUGAUCAAACAUUUAUGAAUAUCAGGAAUUUAUCAUCCUUGAGCGAAUGUUUUAAAGUAUUUGAAGUAGCACAUGCAUUAACAAUUACACCACAAGCUGUAUUUGUCGCUACUUGUGAUGUAAUAAGAGACUUCUAUGAAGAUAAUGUUAUCUAUUUGGAAUUGAGGAGCACUCCUCGUGCUGUAGAGGGGUCAAUGACAAAAGAAGAUUAUCUGGAAGCUAUGAUAAAAGCUAUAGGGACAUCCAAAUCUGAAUGUCCUCGGAUCCUUGUGAAAUUAUUAGUAUCGAUCAAUCGAAAGUAUGGUUAUGAAUCUGCAAAAGAAAAUGUAAAUUUCGCGAUACAAUUUAUGAAAAAAUAUCCAGAAUAUGUUAUCGGUCUAGAUCUUAGUGGCGAUCCAACAGUGGAAGGUUCCUUUGUAGAAUUAUUAGUGAUAGCUAAGAAAGCAGGCCUUAAAAUUGCAGCUCAUUGUGCAGAGAUACCAGAUGAGAAAGAAACAAUAGAUAUCUUAAAACUUAAACCUGAUCGAUUGGGACAUUGUACUUGUAUUCAUCCUAGUUUGCAAGGUUCCGAACAAUUGUUUGAUAUGUUACUUCAAUCAAAAAUUCCUGUUGAAUUAUGCUUGACAUCAAACAUUAAAUGUAAAACAGUAUCAUCGUACGCGGUUCAUCAUUUUAAAUAUUUGUACAAAGCUGGACAUCCUAUAACUAUUGGAACUGACGACAAAGGUGUUUUUGACACAUGUCUGUCAAAUGAAUUCCAAAUAUUGAGCUCUGUCUUUAAUGUCGGGAGAGAACAACUAAAGGAAUUGUCUGUAUUAUCUGUACAAUACAGCUUUGCAAGUACGGAAGAGAAGGAAAAAUUAACAUCGAUUAUCAAGAAUUUUUUGAUUAAUAUUUGAAACUAAAUAAAUUGAUGUAAUCGUAUGAUAUAUUCACGAUUAGUAUUACGAUUAGUACAGUCUUCAUGUAUUUGCUUAUUCAUAAUUCUAUUACAAUAAAGCAGGCCUGUUCAAGUUUCACGAGCCUAUACGCGUCGUGUCUUUUGCCGAAAAUGAAACAAAAAAAAAAAGCUAAGACGGUCCCGCGCUUUAUGUGCACAUAUGUAUGG
Harpegnathos saltator (Jerdon's jumping ant) is the source of this 1641-nucleotide messenger RNA. It is a transcript of the gene Ada, whose product is annotated as adenosine deaminase-like protein. Bases 404 to 1432 code for a protein of 342 amino acids. The record is from RefSeq and is a predicted model, not a curated record. NCBI's taxonomy places the organism in Eukaryota, Metazoa, Arthropoda, Insecta, Hymenoptera, Formicidae. Gene Ontology annotation, molecular function: adenosine deaminase activity. The transcript has 7 exons. Gene Ontology annotation, biological process: adenosine catabolic process; inosine biosynthetic process.